AUGUUCCGCCUGGAGCGACUGGGCACCUCCGAUGACUACAGGGACCAGCCUGGUCUUCCAGGGCCCAGGUCCCAGGCCCGAUUUUCUCUGGGCAGUGCAUCAGCCACGGUGUCGGGAAAGUACCGAUGCUCCUACAGAAAUGGGAGCUACUGGUCAAAGCCCAGCAACCAGCUGGAGCUCGUGGUGACAGGCUUGUAUGACAAACCCUCCUUCUCUGUCCAGCCGGGCCCUGCUGUGCUUUUCGGGAAGAGCGCCACCUUCUCCUGUGAGUCCCAGUUCGGCUUUAAUAUGUUCGCCAUAGCGAAGGAGGGGAGAGCUGGCAUCUGGAAAACCCAGGAAGGGAAGUCUCCCGUCCGCUUCCCCAUCCUCUCGGCGACGGCAGACCACGCGGGCACCUACAGAUGCUACGCCUUCGACAGUCACUUUCCCUACCUGUGGACAGCUCCCAGCGAGCCCCUGGAGCUCACCGUGACAGUUCAAAUCCGGUCUGAGUCACGUUCACCGCUUUCACACCUUCCUUUCCUUUCCGGGAAACUUCAUUUCCUCAUUCAUAAACAUGAGGGCGCUGGACCCAGAAACCUAUCCGAAUCCUUCCCGACUGCUCUUGGGGAAGAGCCCAGGCUCGGAACGCUGCCCCUGAGCCUUCCCUUUCUCUCUUCUCCAUUUCCAGGAGCUCCUUCAUCCCCCCAUAUCUCCCCAGAGAAGGUGGACAUCUCAAUGGGUCUCACCUCCCAGGAUUACACUGUACCCAAUCUGGUUCGACUGGUCCUGGCUGGCUUGGUGGUGGCUGCCCUGGGGGGACUCUUGGCCGAAGCGUGGCAAGCCUGGAGGGAGGAAUUCCAGCCACUUUCAGGGGCUCUCAUCCAGGGGGGGUCCCCAGUGAGCCCACAGACAGCCAAGGGAUCACCUCCCUAAUGACCCUGGGCUAACAACAUACAGAGACAGUCUUGGGGGUGGGAGGUGAGUGCAAGAUUCCUCAAGGAGUCUUGAGGGGCUGCCUGAAGGCAUGGGAACAGUUAUUGGGCCCUUCUGUCCGAGGACCUGGCCAAGGUCUCAGCUUCAUAAAGUACUGAGAAAUGUCCCAAGCUCCUUCGUCCAUCCGUCCCUCCAGCCAUGCUCAUCUGGGUCUGAGGCCCCCU
Molecule: messenger RNA, 1139 nt
Organism: Gracilinanus agilis (Agile Gracile Mouse Opossum)
Lineage: Eukaryota; Metazoa; Chordata; Mammalia; Didelphimorphia; Didelphidae
Product: platelet glycoprotein VI-like
Exons: 4
Coding region: 1-915 (304 amino acids)
Source: RefSeq, a predicted model, not a curated record